Messenger RNA from Prorocentrum cordatum, 4212 nucleotides. The record is from the annotation of a GenBank genome assembly. Lineage: Eukaryota; Dinophyceae; Prorocentrales; Prorocentraceae.
AUGCCUCUGUCCUCCGUGGCUGGUGGCCUCGCGCGCGUCGGCGCCUGGAUUGUCUCCGACAAGGCUUGGGGCCUCGUGGAGAGCACCCUCGGCAACGCGACCGAGUGCGCGGUCGCGUACGGGCUCGUCGGCUCGCUGAAGUGGGGAGCGGCCCUGCUCUCCAUCGCGUCCUUCUUCCUCGGCGUCUUCGUCGGACGGCAGCGGUUCGAUAUCCAGUGGCGCGGCGGCGAGAGCAUGCAGGCCCGCAUCGCGAUCGCGCCGUGCACGCCGACCGACUAUCAGGAAGUGACGAGUCUGGAUCCGAGCGAGAAGGCCGAGGAGGACGGGAGGUUGUGGUAUAUGGCGACGCCCGACGGAGACGUCUACCCGCACGAGCUGACGGCCCAGGCAUUGCGUAUCAUCGUGCCGUACGAUAUGAGGGAUCGGAGGCAGCUGGUCAACCGAGAGGGGGCCAACCCCGCGGGCGUCGGCACGUACGGCAGGGACUGGGUGAUGAGCCCCGCGGCCUUCGCGCUCCAGUUACGCUUCGUGUUGGGGCAGUCGCUCGACGAGGUGCUGGAGACGGCGGCGGCGGCGGAUGGAGCCCCCGAGGAGCCCGAGGCGGAGGAGAGGCCAGCGGCGGCGAGAGCGCCUUCAGGAUCGGCCUUGGCCUCGGCGGAGAUUCCGACUGAGUGGGGCUCUGGCCGCGGGCGCCUCCCAGACCCUUCGCCGUCGCGUUGGCGAUGCGUCGCCUCGAGCGACGGCGGGGGGAAGGGCUUGCUGCCCGACGAGGACCUGGACGCCUUCGUGAUCGCGUCGGGGUUCGGCAUGGCGAUGAAGGGGGGCCGCACGAUGCUGGUGCGGGCUCUUCCUCCCGACGGCGGGGACGAGCUCGACGCGCGCGUCCUCGCGCUGCGGGCCAGCGCCACGGAGCGCUUCCUCGGGAUGCGUGAGGCCGUGACGGAGCUCACCGAGACGCAGUGGGAGUUCUUCCCGAUCAGCGGGCCCCGCACCGUGAAGUGGGUGUGCGAGUUCGUGCGCGAGAAUGACGUGACCUUCAGGUCUCGGCACGCCAAGUUCAAAGCCGAGACGGGGCUGUCGUCGUCGGACCAGGACGUCUCCGUCCACGAGCUCUGCUGCCGCAUCAUGCACCUGCUGCUGACCUACGACCAGCUCAAUGCGCGCCUCUCAGGGAUGCAGAGCACCGUUGAUCGCCAGAAGUCGGAGAUCGAGAAGUUGAAGAAGCAGCUGGCGGCUGCACCCAGGGCGCAGCUGGCCGUCGAGCUGUGGACCUGCGAGGUCGUCGCGGCGCUCAACUUUCUCAACGGGCGCCUGGGCGGCGACGGGUUCGACAAGCUAUCGGCGGCGCAGCUCGCUGGCAUCGAGUCGCUCUACGACCACCUGUUGGAGUUCGGGCCUCCUGAUGUCAGUCCCACGGCGGCUUACACUGAGCUGCGUGGUUGUUCUCCUGGGUACGACAUGUCCCCAGCGAAGGCGGUUCUGUUCACCGAAGGGAGCGUGGCGGUGCCUUCGGACUCCAGGAAGUGCGAGCCCGCCUACCUGUUGUCGGAGUCCGUGCGCGACUUGUGGCAGGACUGGGAGAAGCAUCUCUUGCGCCCUCGUAAGGAGUGGCUUGCUAAUGUACCACCUCACUUCGACGCCAGGUUGAAGAGCUCGCCGAAGCUCUACGCCAGCUUUUUGCACGACUUGUUCAAUGCGGGCAUGAUCGAAUUCACCAGCGAGCGCAAGCACACGCUCGCGCCGUUCUUCGUCGCCAAGCGGGACGGGAGCGGCCAGCAGCGGAUGGUUCUGGACACCCGGCGUGUCAAUCGUAUGUUUUAUGACCCCGACGUCGCCGAGCUGCCGACGGCAGGCAGCUGGCAGAGCCUGCGGCUCGGGGCCGACAGCAGUCUCUUCCUCGGUCAGUGCGACAUCGAGGCAGCCUUCUAUCGGUUCCUUGCGCCGCCUGGUCUGAGCGAGCUGAUGAUUCUUCCGAGUAUCGAUCGCGGUGCUCUUGCCAAUGUGCUGCCGAGUGGCACUCUCGACGGCAUCGUCGGUCGCAGGUGUUCGCCUUGUCUGAAGGUGCUGCCCGUGGGCUGGAACUGGAGCCUGUUCUUCUGCCAGCACGCCGUCGAAGGUAUGCUGAGGACCGUCGGCAUCGGCGAUCACAGACUCGUCCACGAGAGGAAGCUGGAGACGGUGUACGGCGCGUUCAACGCAGCGGGCCUCCAGUGCAAGGAGAUGGAGCCGCCGAGCGAUCACCAGAAGUUCACAGGUCUGAUCUUCGAUAGAGAGUCUGGAAGGAUAUCGCUGGGGCGGUCGCGGAUGUGGAAGAUCCGCCAGGCGCUGCUGUGCCAGGCGUCCCAGCGUUACGCCACGGGAAAGGAGCUGGCCAGCCUGGUCGGGCACUUCAACUGGGCGGCCCUUCUUCGCCGACCACUCCUGUGCAUCUUCCAGUCGACGUAUCGGUUCAUCAAGAAGGCGGGUGACAGCCGCUGGAGGAUAUGGCCCGAGGUGAUUCGUGAGCUGCGAGUCGCCGCCGCUCUCGUGCCCUUCGCCUACUACGACGCGAAGCGGCCCGUGGACUCGACGGUCUACUCCACCGACGCUAGCACGGGCGACCUCGACCCUGCGGGCAGCUUGUACGGCGGCUACGGGGCCACCAAGCGGGAGCUCAGCCAGCAGCUGGUGUUGGAGACAGCUCGGGUUCGCGAGCGGUGGCGCUACCACGUGGAGGGGGCCCUGCACGCUCGGGAGUUCGCCUUCGCCGCCCGCGACACCUCGGGGGCUCCGUCCGACGGGAUGUCUUUCGCCACUGUGGACUCGGACGUCGUCUUCCCGAUGGAGACCUGGCGGAACGUGACCUUCGGCCGCUGGUGCCGCGAGGAGAACAUCCUGAGGCUCGAGGGGCGUGCCCUCGCGCUCGGCCCGACUCCCUUUGCAGCCGACCCGCGGAAUGUUGGCACGGCCUGGGCUAGCCUCGCUCGGGCGGCCGCUGACGAGAAGGCUCGGCGCCUCCACUACGACGAUCCGAUCGGCCUGCUCCGCCCUCGGUCGAAGGCGGCGGGUCGUGUCGAGUUGGCACGCCAGAAGGCCAAUCGGGCGAAGCUCAGAGCCGCGAAGUUCGGCGGAGCCAACUGCGACCCUCGGCAUGGGCUGACCUUCUUGCAGAGGCACAAGGUGCGGGAGGCCACCAUCCGCAGCUUCGACAACCACGUGACCAGCUUCCUGGCCUGGGCCGCCGUGCCGUCGCUGGACGACAUCACGGCGGACCGCCUGGACGCCCUCCUGGCGGCCUACUUGGACAAGCUGUUCUGGGACGGGGAGCUGGCGGAGACGGGCUCGCGGCUGCUGGCGUCCGUGCAAUACAGGCUGCCGCGCGUGCCGCGGCCGAAGCACGGCGGCCUUCCGCUGGCGCGGGCCGCGCUCUCUGGCUUUCGUGUGCACUCGAGGAGCACUCCGAUGACGCCCGUCGGGAAGCCGAUCGUGUGGGCGAUGAUCGGGAUCGCCGCGCUCGAGGGGGACUUCGAGUGGGCGGGGGCGGUCGCGCUCGCGUGGGACGCGAUGAUCCGCCUCCCGAGCGACCUCGUCGGCAUGACGGUCGACGCGCUGGUGGGCCCAGGCCGCGGCGCGGAGCCCCGCUGGGCGCUGUUGCUGUACCCGAUCGAGGGAUCGGCCUGCAGCAAGUCGCUCGCGCAGGACGAGGGCGUGCUGCUGCGGAGCGCGGCCUGGCGUGGCGGCGGCGGGGGCUUCCUGAAGCUGCUCCGCGCGGCGCGGCCCGCUGGGUCGCCCCUGUGGUCGUUCAGCGCAGCGACCUUCGGCGCCGAGUUCCGACGUCGGCUGUCGCUGGUCCCGGGUGCGCCCGACAUGAUCCCGUGCCAGCUGCGGCACUCCGCGGCGUCGCACGCCACGGCGGUGGAGGGCAUGCCUCUGGCCGAGCUGCAAGCGCGUCUACGCCACACGAGCGCGCAGAGCACGGCUCGGUACUCGCGGCACGUGCGCUACCUCGCGGAGCUCGAGAAGGUCGACGUCGAGGUCUCGGAGUGGGCCCAGGAGGCCUUGCAGGACCUUGCCCGCGCGUGCCGCGCUGCCGCUGGCCAGACCUUCCUCGAGGUCGGCUUCGGGGCGGGCGAGAUCGCGCGGGCCGAGGACGCCCGCAUCUCGGGCUGCAGCGCGCGGAUAAACGGCUCCCUGCUGGCUACCGCCAUCGUGUAUCGCCGCCUCUCGUUCUGA